Molecule: messenger RNA, 1080 nt
Organism: Caenorhabditis remanei
Lineage: Eukaryota; Metazoa; Nematoda; Chromadorea; Rhabditida; Rhabditidae
Exons: 2
Coding region: 1-1080 (359 amino acids)
Molecular function (GO): DNA binding
Source: RefSeq, a predicted model, not a curated record
AUGGAUAUUACUUUUUACCAGCAUAACAUACUAGCACAGUUCUACAAGAGGGUUCCGGUUCCUGAGAAUGUGCAGAAAGAGAUCGUAGCCAGUUCUUAUGGAAUUUCAUAUGCUGCCGUGGAGUCAUGGUUGAAUAGAUGCCAAGUCGUCGGUCCUGAAGCAUUGUGGGCGGAGAUUUCUUUGGAGAAGGAAAAAUCGGAGGAACAGGAGAGGAAAAGGGAGCGGGAGGAAGAGAUGGCUUUCAAGAAGAAGAUCACCUAUUACCAGCAUAAAACUCUCACUAAGUUCUUUGAGACGAAUCCGAUACCCGAUCACGAUCAGAUGGAGAUCAUAGGCAAAUCGGUUGAGAUGACAAAUGUAGCCGUGGAUUGCUGGUUCUUCAGAUGCCGCACUGUGGGGCCUGAAGCAUUGUGGCAGGAGGUUGGAGAAGAAGCGGAGAUUAAGAAGGAGAAGAAUCAAAAGGAGCAACUGGAAGCGAUGCUUCAGUAUAAGAAUAAGCUAGAAGAGCAAGUGGAAACUGAAAAGAAAGAGAACGAGGAGUUAAGAAAGAUUAUUGCGCAACAAACAGCGGAGCUCAGGGAAUCUAAAAAUCUUAUCGCCGACAAGGAUGCAGAGAUCCAAAAUCUGAUCAAGAAUAGCGUCAAGGACCGAACUGACGAAAUCCAACAACUAAAAUCCUGGAUCACAAACAUCACUACCAUGUCUCAUGUCCAAUCAGAUUCUGUCAGAUUGCUCAAGGUUGAAAAAGAGUUGGCGCGAGUUUCCUCAAUGUUUGAGGAGGCGGAGCUUAAGAAGGAGAAUCAGAGGUUAAAAAAACAUGAGAAGGAGUUCGAGGCGAUGUUGCAGUUUGAGAAGAAACUUGAGAAGCAGGUGGAGGAGCUGAGCUUCCAUCCACAAAAAAUGAACGAUAAAAUUGAGACUACAACUCAAAAAACCCAACAGCAAUCGGUGGAUCUCAAGGAAUCUACGAAUCUUCUAGCCGGGAUCCAAAAUCUCACUAGCAUCCAGAAUAGCGUCAAGGAUACAGUCAAUGCACUGCAGGAGCAACUCGGAAAACUGGUGAACGAAAUCACUCUUUGA